GGCGCAUGUCAUACCGGCCACCGGAUUGAGCUACCGGUAAUGCCCAGGCUACUGUUACCCCCUCAUGCUUCUUGACAGCUCGAGACCUCGACGUAUCACAACGGCUCUUUUCUUCUGGAUUCUGCGGGAGGCACAUCGUAUUCACAAGAGUUUUGAUAUCUCAUUGAUUACUACCUCGCUCUUUCCGAUCGCGACGUGGCCAGAUCCCCAUUCGAACGCGUCCUCUUAUGGCUGGCAACGGCAACUUUGGUGUCGUAGUCGAGCUACAGCUCAAGGUGUAUUCCCAAACAGGCUUUUUGGCAGGCUUUCUCGGAUUUCCCAACGAUCAGGUCGGCGAAUUUGAAAAGGAUCUGCCCGUUAACUUCACUGGCGAAGCUACCCACAUGGCUCUUCCCGGUGUUGGCCCCGUAUUUUCUUGGCUGUUUGCUUGGACGGCAGAGAACGAUGAUCUGAAAGAAGGAUGGGCUUUCUUUGAAAAGAUGAAGUCUCUUGGCAUUCUCAACACGGUGGCAGAAGUCGACGACUUUACGUUUUUCAACGCGAUUCCCUCGCCGACCAAUGUUCACUGGUACCCUCGGCUCAGGAUGUUCGAAUAUUUCACUCCAGGAAUAGCCAGUGCGUUCGGCAACAACGCACCGCCGGAGGCAACUUCUGCUACUGUCAUCCAUGCCGCCCAUGGUCGAGCGAUCGAGGCGAACCCGGCAGUCUGCUAUCCUCUGCGCAAGAGGCAUCGCAUAGCAGCUCCUUCUGGUGGUGUCAUUGACACUACCGCGCAGGCGGCGGAAUAUGAAGAGUACAAGAAGUGGGCAGAUGAUCUGGUGAACUCCCUCUCGGAGCAGGGCCAAAUGCUUCCAUAUGGAAAUCGUAACCUGGGCCCCCAGAAGGACACGGACUGGGGAUCAACGUACGGCGAGGACAUCCUAUCAAGACUCAGAGAGAUCAAGCAAAAAUUUGAUCCAGAGAACGUCUUCAAAACAGGGUACCCGAAGUUAACGUAAGUUGAAGAGAGGGUGCGACUUGAAGCUGUCACGUAUGAUCUGCGUUGGUAUUGGGGUGUACGGUUGGCUGUGGAUGUUGAAUGAAGAACAGCGGACAAGCGUUUUAUAUUGGAGGUCUCAUUCGAAGCCACUGAAUACUCACUUUGGCUGCGAAUUCUUGCACUCCCUGACGACAGACAAACUACCGCGCCGACUGAGGUUUCUAAUGUUCCCCCCUCCUCCCCAAGGCAAGUAUGUACUUAUGGAAGCGACAUGAGGCAACGAAGUCUGAUAUCAAGCAUAUAACCAAGC
Colletotrichum phormii is the source of this 1289-nucleotide messenger RNA. RefSeq lists its product as uncharacterized. Gene Ontology annotation, molecular function: oxidoreductase activity; flavin adenine dinucleotide binding. The record is from RefSeq and is a predicted model, not a curated record. The transcript has 2 exons. Bases 228 to 998 code for a protein of 256 amino acids. Lineage: Eukaryota; Fungi; Ascomycota; Sordariomycetes; Glomerellales; Glomerellaceae.